This is a messenger RNA of Oppiella nova, 766 nucleotides long. NCBI's taxonomy places the organism in Eukaryota, Metazoa, Arthropoda, Arachnida, Sarcoptiformes, Oppiidae. The record is from the annotation of a GenBank genome assembly.
UAAUACAAAUAGAAUUGAUUCAUCACUACUGACACUACUCUUUGCACUCUAUGUGGGAGUAAUGAUAUAUAACGCAAAGCAGUCCAUGAAGUCUAACGACAAUUAUCUGGACAAAUGCACUCAGAAAUCAGUCACUAUUGAGAGGUCCGAAAGCACUCCACUGCUCAAUGACAAGACUCUCAUUGUGUUGCAACACUUGGCCACCAAUUGUGAUGCAAAUUACGGCAAUAGUGGCAAACUGAAUCCACUAAACGUUAAAAGUGGUUACGAAGAGAUUGUAGACCAGAAAAUGCAAUUUCAAGACAACGAUGACAACGAGAGCUCUAUUAUGAACAACUGUUUCUGUUCACUCAUACUAUCACCGGUUUAUAUAGUGUUUUGGGUGACAAUGCCUAAGAGAUGGAAGAUUCUUACAUUUGUUGUCUCUAUCGGAUGGUUAACCGGACUGUCGUAUUGCACCGUUUGGGCUAUCAGUGGAUUUAGUGAUGCCCUUGCGAUUCCCCAAACUAUAUCAGGGAUGACACUAUUAGCAGCCGGAUCUGCUGUACCAGAUUUGGUGACAUCGAUAAUAGUGAUCAAAAAACAUGGGUUGGCGUCGAUGGGUAUGUGCGCCGCCAUCGCGUCCAACAUAUUCGCUAUAGUCGUCGGAUUAGGUCUUCCGUGGCUUCUGCAGUGUCUGAUCCAAUUGGCGAAGACUAAUGGCGACUAUAAGCAGGCAUUUAUCCCAAUAGAGAGCGACGCCCUUCCCUACACGUCUAUUAUAUAA